AUGACAGACGAGUCCAAAAGCUCAACCUCACAACCUCUGUCACCAGCAUCGCCCAAAUCUCCUAGUGAAAAUAGCCCUUUGGGUAAGAUGAGGGACUUUUUAGCAUCAACAAAGAAACCUAAACGACCUUUAGUAUGGGUCGACUGUGAAAUGACGGGUCUUGACGUAUUGGGUGAAGACCGUAUCAUUGAAAUUUGCUGCAUUGUAACCGAUGAAAACUUGGAAGUCUUGGGCAAUGGCGAUUAUUACGAAAGCACAAUCUAUUACCCACAGGAAACCUUGGAUAAGAUGGAUGAAUGGUGCCAAACAACGCAUGGACAACUGGGGUUGAUCCAGCGAAUAUUAGAUAACCCCGAUAGGACUUUGGAAAAAGUCCAAGCUGAAUUACUCGAAUUUUUGAAAAAGUAUAUAAGCGGACCCAAAAUUGGUAUCAUGGCCGGAAACUCAGUACACAUGGAUAAGUUCUUUAUGAUGAAAGAUAUGCCCGAAAUUGUUGAGUUUUUGCAUUAUAGACUCUUGGAUGUCUCAUCAAUAAUGGAGUUUGGCAAACGCCAUGCACCAAAAUUGAUGGAUCUUCAACCCGAUAAGAUCCAAAGUCACACGGCCAAAUCAGAUAUCUUGGAAAGCAUUGCCCAAUUGAAGUGGUUUAGAGAACACUAUUUCAAACUGUCAACAGAAAUUGAUCAAGUCAUUAAAAAGCUUAAGGAAUAG
Messenger RNA from Lodderomyces elongisporus, 711 nucleotides. RefSeq names its product Rex2p (gene REX2). The transcript has a single exon. NCBI's taxonomy places the organism in Eukaryota, Fungi, Ascomycota, Pichiomycetes, Serinales, Debaryomycetaceae. Gene Ontology annotation, cellular component: mitochondrion. The record is from RefSeq and is a predicted model, not a curated record. The coding region runs from base 1 to 711 and encodes 236 amino acids. Gene Ontology annotation, molecular function: nucleic acid binding; 3'-5'-RNA exonuclease activity.